Messenger RNA from Puccinia graminis f. sp. tritici CRL 75-36-700-3, 919 nucleotides. RefSeq lists its product as uncharacterized. The coding region runs from base 12 to 629 and encodes 205 amino acids. The record is from RefSeq and is a predicted model, not a curated record. The transcript has 2 exons. Lineage: Eukaryota; Fungi; Basidiomycota; Pucciniomycetes; Pucciniales; Pucciniaceae.
GAAAAACCACAAUGAUAGCCAUCAAACAAGCAAACACUGAAUUCAACCCACAGGAACAACUACUCAAACGAAAACACCUUCAAGAAUCAGCCCAACUGAUUUCCAAGAAUGCAUUCCCUUCACUAUCCACAUACUUCACUCUAAUCAGCCGACAACAACAAGCCCAAACAGCUAUCAACCAAGCCACUCUCACUGAUCGCCAUCCACAUCAUCAUCAAUUCAUUCACACUAGGAUCAGAUGGUGUGACAGAUGUCUGGCCUCUUGCUCGAUCAGCGUCAAGAUGAAAACUCACCGAGUCCUACUCACCUGUCAAAGACCGACUUGUCGAAAACGGUUCAUCCAACCUCUGUCAACUUGGUCGAGGGUCGACCAACCAUCUGAAAGCCUGAUAAAGGAACAGCCACCACCGACUAAUAAGAAACUGAAAACGGAGACAGAAACCAGCCAUUCUCCCCAACCAACAACUGGAAAUUCCACCUCACUAGAGAAGACCAAAUCAUCAUCCUCCAAAAAAUCAAAGAAUCGACCUUCUCGAUCAGCCUUGAACGAUCUUCUGGCUCGUCGGAAACAGGCAGAUGAGCAGGCGAGCUCUAAGAAUAACUUACAAAACUUUUUGACUCAGUUGUAAAUGAGACCUCUUUAAUCAACCUGACAAAAUCAAUUUGUCUGGUCUGCCGCACCGAUCAAUUCCAAGGUUCAAAUUUUCUUCAUUGAAUUGGCGUGAUUGAACAUGCUUAUAUGCUAGGGAUAUAGAAGAAUAUUGCCUUGGCAGAUUCAACAUAAUGUUAAUCAUCAUUUGACCAUCAAUAAGCAGAGAAAAUGGCAACUAGGACAUUGACAAAAGUCCAGAGUUAGGUGAAGUUGAUGUCCAGUGCUAUAUUCAAGAAUUAGAUUGGAAAAUUCUCAGUCAAUCAAUCC